Molecule: messenger RNA, 3096 nt
Organism: Cephus cinctus (wheat stem sawfly)
Lineage: Eukaryota; Metazoa; Arthropoda; Insecta; Hymenoptera; Cephidae
Gene: DNAlig1
Product: DNA ligase 1
Exons: 18
Coding region: 97-2988 (963 amino acids)
Biological process (GO): DNA recombination; lagging strand elongation; Okazaki fragment processing involved in mitotic DNA replication
Cellular component (GO): mitochondrion; nucleus
Molecular function (GO): DNA binding; DNA ligase (ATP) activity; ATP binding
Source: RefSeq, a predicted model, not a curated record
CUUUUUAUUAGAGGAAUACACAGCACUCCUGUACUUGGCGUAGUUUUUUACACUUCCAUGAAGGCAAGUGUUCAGUAUGAAAUCUAAAAUGUUUGUAUGGCUGCAUUUGUAAGCUGCGUUCUAUAUGCUUCAAAAGUGGAGGUUAGUAAAGGCGGGAAAAUGGCACAAAGAACCAUAACAUCGUUUUUUACCAGAACUACUUCAAAGAAAGAGACCACAGAAUCAGCAGAUGACUCAAGCAUCUCUCCUGAGAAAAAGAGUGGGAGCAAUGCAGCAAAUGGCAAGAGAAAAAGAGACAGCAGUUCUACCAGCAAUAGCUCAAUGAGCCCAGGAUCUGGUAAAAAGGCAAACAGUUCGAACACUAUAAAGAAAUCCACAUCAUCUGAUUCUCCUUCUCCUAAAUCUGUUCCGAGGAGAAAAACUGCACCAGUGAAAAGUAAAGCAAAGAACCUAGUUCAUGGAAUAGCUGAGAAGCUGGGAAAUAAGAAGGAAAUUAAGGAUAAGGAUGAAAAGGAAAAUUCUGUUGAUUUAGUAGCUUCGAAAGAAGCUAAAGACAGUGCAAAUAAAGCAAAAUUAAAAGAGGAAAAGAGUCCAAUCAAGGAAUCAUCAAUAGAAAAAAAGAAUAAAAAACUUUCUACAGAGAAAAAAACAAAACCUACAAAAAAACGAGCUAGAAUUAUUCAGAGAGUAGAAUCGAGUGAUGAGGAAGAUCAUUUGCCUUUGCCAGAAAGUCCAAAACCUGAUGAAAAAGAAAUAAGUCCAGUACCCGAAGUAUGUGGAAGUCCAAAAUCUAAAGAGAAAGAAGAUACCCCAACGCCUAAUGAAGAUGGAAAAGGUAGUCCAAAACGUGUAGAAAGUCCUGAUAGCCAUGAUGAGAAAUCGGAGAUUGAAUCUGAUUCCAAGGAUGGAGAGCCAAGUCCUAAGAAAGCUAAAGACGAAAAGAAAGCGUUAAAGCCUGUACAUAAUUUCUUUGUACCCAAGCAAACCGAAACAACAGGAGAUAAAAAAAAUGCGAAGACCUCUUCAUUUUAUCCAGAUAAGGCAAACUAUCAUCCAAUUGAUGAUGCUAUUUGGAAACAAGAUGAGAAAGUGCCAUACGCGGCUCUAACGAGAACAUUAGAAAUAAUCGAAGAUACAAGUGCAAGGUUAAAGAUAAUCGAAAUUUUGUCCAAUUACUUGCGUUCCGUAAUUGUUCUCAGUCCAAACGAUCUCCUCCCAAGUAUUUAUCUAUGUCUAAAUAACCUUGCUCCUGCUUAUGAAGGAAUUGAGCUGGGUAUAGCAGAUACUACCUUGAUAAAGGCCAUAGCCCAGUGUACUGGGAGAAGCGUAGCACAAAUAAAGGCAGAAGCCCAGGAAGUUGGCGAUUUGGGAAUAGUCGCAGAAGGAGCACGAUCUAAUCAAAGAAUGAUGUUUCAACCUGCACCCUUAACAGUGCCAACUGUUUUUAUAAAAUUGAAGGAAAUUGCACAAAUGGCGGGUCAAGCGUCUAUGGCUAAGAAAGUUGAUAAAAUCCAGUCAAUGUUCGUGGCCUGUCGACAUUCGGAAGCAAGAUAUCUCAUAAGAUCCCUCGCUGGAAAACUAAGAAUUGGGCUUGCUGAGCAAUCCGUUCUACAAGCACUUGCACUGGCGUGUGCAAUGACGCCACCAGAACAAGAGAGACCGUUUAAAAUACUUAAUGCCAGUAAAAAAAUUUCUAGUGAUUCCUUUAAGCAGAAAUACGAGGAAGUAGCUCUGACGCUCAAGACUACAUAUUGUGAAUGUCCAAAUUACGAUAUGAUCAUUCCAGUCCUGUUGAAGGAUGGUGUGAAGGCACUACCCGAUAAAUGUAAAUUAACUCCAGGCAUUCCUUUGAAACCAAUGUUGGCACACCCCACAAAAGGUGUUCAAGAAGUUUUGACAAGAUUCGAAGGUUUGAAAUUCACUUGUGAAUGGAAAUAUGACGGCGAACGAGCACAGAUUCAUAUCACAGAAACUGAUGAAGUCAGUAUUUACAGUAGAAAUCAAGAAAAUAACACAUCCAAGUACCCAGAUAUUAUCGCACGUAUCAAAAAUGCUCGUAGUGAAAAUGUAAAAAGUUGUAUCUUGGAUUGUGAAGCUGUUGCAUGGGAUAACGAAAAGAAACAAAUUUUACCGUUCCAAAUUCUUAGCACAAGGAAGCGCAAGGAUGCGAAUAAAGCAGACAUUAAGGUACAGGUUUGUGUAUUCAUGUUUGAUCUGUUGUAUUUAAAUGGAGAGCCAUUGGUGAAAAAACCAUUCUCAAAACGUCGAGAACUUCUGAAACAACAUUUCAAAGAAGUAGAGGGAGAAUGGCAAUUUGCAACGAGUCACGAUACAACAACAAUGGAGGAAGUACAAGACUUCCUUGAAGAAUCUGUAAAAGGAAAUUGCGAGGGUCUAAUGGUUAAGACUCUUGAUGAGGAUGCGACGUAUGAAAUAGCCAAGAGAUCGCGCAAUUGGCUGAAACUGAAGAAAGAUUAUCUAGAAGGUGUUGGCGACACCCUAGACCUUGUUGUAAUUGGUGGUUACAUAGGAAAAGGGAAAAGAACAGGAACCUAUGGAGGAUUUUUAUUGGCUUGUUAUGAUCCACAAACUGAGGAAUACCAGAGUAUUUGUAAAAUUGGCACGGGGUUCAGUGAGGACGAUCUUCAGAAGCAUGCUGAGCUCCUUAAGGAUCAUGUUAUUCCUCAGGCGAAGUCGUAUUAUCGUUAUGAUACUAAUCUUCAGCCAGAUCAUUGGUUUGAACCUUCUCAAGUUUGGGAAAUCAAAUGUGCUGAUCUAUCAUUAUCUCCUGUGCACAAUGCUGCAAUUGGAAUCGUGGAUCCAGAGAAAGGAAUAUCCUUAAGAUUUCCAAGAUUCGUAAGGGUGCGCGACGAUAAGACCUGCGAGGACUCAACAUCCGCGCAACAAGUAGCUGACAUGUAUAACAGCCAAGAACAAAUAAAGAAUCAAUCGUCUACAACAAAGGCGACAGAGGAAGAUUUUUAUUAGGAACUGUUAAUUUAUCUUCCAUUACUGAUACUCAUGGAGAUUCAUAUAAAAUUACAUUUUAACGAUUAGUAAUAAAAGUUUCAAAUGAAAGUGGCAUUAUUAUAUGCA